UGUUUUUGACACAGAGGACAUAAAAAGUGACAGAGCUCUUGCAUCAGAAGUUGCAAAUACCCAGUGAUUCUGGAAAUAAACAUGUACUCAUUGGAGGGAUCAGAUUGGGCUUAUCUUCCAAAACACUUAUUGGAUUUGAUUAUGCACAAAUUGGUUUCGAUUUCCGAUUGUGUUCGCUUUGGUGCAGUUUGCAAACCAUGGCUAUCUAUGGCAAUGGAGAACAAGGUUAAAUUCUUUGAAAAUAAAUGGUGCAGACAAGUUCCAUUUUUGAUGGUCUCUACUGAAGAUAGCAAUGAAAGACGUAGUCUUUACAACAUUAGUCAUAAUAAAUUAUAUGAUUUCGAAUUACGGAUACCGUACAAAAAGAGGUUUUGUGGUUCUUCACAUGGUUGGUUGUUUACUGUUGAAGAAUCAUUCGCCAUAACCCUAAUCAAUCCGUUCUCUAGUGAUACCAUUCAGCUUCCUCCGAUUAUGGACCGUGCUGAAUUUGACCGUGUUGAAGAUCAUGUUGAGUUUGACCCCGAAAUCGAUUAUUAUGACACAACUCUUGGUGAGGUUGAAGAUGAUGUUGAAAGUGAACACGAAAUCGAUUAUUAUGACACAACUCUUGAUGAGGUUGAAGUUGAAUUUGAAGUUAUGAAGGCUACAUUGUCUGCUGACCCUGUUUCAUCUCCUAAUGACUAUAUUGUUAGUGCGAUCUAUAGUGGUUAUAGAAGACUGGCAUUCAUUCAUCCAGGAGAUGACGCUUGGACUUACAUUGAUAAAGAGAGAUUUAACCUCAUCUAUGAUGUUAUAUAUUAUAAAGGCAAUAUUUUUGCAGUUGAUUAUUGGAGUAGAAUCAUAAUGGUUGAUCUUAAUAGAAGGGAUGGGGAGAGUAUGGCUGCUCAAGUGAAGGUAAUUGCACCAAAGACUAAUGUGCGCAAUGAGCGAACGUAUCUUGUCGAAUCAUCUAACGGGGAUUUACUUCUUGUGCAAAGGAUUAUAAAAUAUGAUGAUAAAAAUAGUUGUCAGCAUGAAACUUUAAGGUUUAAGGUUUUCAAGUUGCUCUUAGAACAACUUGAACAGGGUUGGCCUAAGCGGGUUGAAAUGAAGAGUUUGGACGGAGACACCCUAUUUUUGGGAGAUAAUCAUUCAAUUUCUGUUUCAGCUUCCAAAUGGCCGGGUUGCCAGCCAAAUUCCAUAUACUACACUGAUGACUAUAUAGACCUUAACUUUCAUCCUCCAUUUGGUCGUUGUGACAUUGGUAUCUUCAACAUCGAGAAUGAAUGUUUUGGGACGCAUUACACUUUUGAUCCUUCACAUAAGGAUAUGCCACCCUCAAUUUGGAUUGUGCCAACCAUGUUAGGAAACUGACUAUAAAGUUAAUUUUUUUUAUUAUCUUUUGGUUAAAUCUAAAAUGUUUAGUUGUUUUUCAUUUUUAUGUGCUUAUACAAACCUAUUUUUUUCUCGUAUAAAAAUAAUGUUUGUGAGAAUUAUAAGGAAAUAUUGUUUGCUGUUGGUUAUAUCACUUUAUGGUCAUAAAAUAUGACAGAAUCGAAUUCAAUUUUUAUUUUUUAUUUUUAUCUUUUGGUGACCAAGGAAGUACUGGUCUCUUUUUCUCUAUCAGCUCAUGAUUUAAACUAUCAUAUACAGUGCAAUUCAGCUCUCUAACGGUUCCUUCAUCCAAAACUUUGUAAGACCCACAUAUUCGCUCUUGAAAAAGUUAGUUGUAUUAUAUGCUACCGAGGUAUUAAUUCUCAGCCAAUUUGUUGCAAGAAAACUAAAUAGGAUAGUAAAAUAUAUUGGUUAAAUAGGAAUUCUAUAAAUAGACGACUCAAUGGUAGUGAAUGUUCCGGCUAUCAACAAUAUUUCAUUUAAUUAUCAAUUUCUUUUUUAAAUGAUUUUUUUUUUUUUUUUUUUUUUUUUUUUAAUGUCAAGUUCCUUUUAUUAUAAAUAAGGAAAGUUCUAAAAAAUGUUAGAGAAUGUUACAAGUGAAAUUUGUUCCACAUCGAAUUUGGAUGAGGUUCUAGUGUGUAAAUGAGUGAAUAUGCAACACGACCCAACAACUUGAGCUUUUGAGUAAAUGAGAAAGCCCACCGGCUACAUUUAUAUACUCCACUAGUCCAGGGAGUCGCACUGAAUUUCUUUAGGGACAAUUUUAUGGUUUCUGUUUGGUCCAACUAAGAAU
Messenger RNA from Cornus florida, 2167 nucleotides. RefSeq names its product F-box protein At2g17036-like. Bases 82 to 1353 code for a protein of 423 amino acids. The transcript is spliced from 2 exons. Gene Ontology annotation, molecular function: protein binding. NCBI's taxonomy places the organism in Eukaryota, Viridiplantae, Streptophyta, Magnoliopsida, Cornales, Cornaceae. The record is from RefSeq and is a predicted model, not a curated record.